Mycetomoellerius zeteki is the source of this 1059-nucleotide messenger RNA. RefSeq lists its product as uncharacterized. Gene Ontology annotation, biological process: DNA integration. The coding region runs from base 1 to 1059 and encodes 352 amino acids. The record is from RefSeq and is a predicted model, not a curated record. Lineage: Eukaryota; Metazoa; Arthropoda; Insecta; Hymenoptera; Formicidae. The transcript has 2 exons. Gene Ontology annotation, molecular function: nucleic acid binding.
AUGAGUCAGGACUCCUGCGAUGAUAGAUUGAGCAACUCGAACUUACAAAUCAACACUCGUCAUCCUAUAGUGAUUCCGCGUAAUCACAUUCUCACUCGACUCAUUAUAGAGCGAGAACAUAUACGAAAUCUACAUGCAGGAAUGAAUGUUAGGCAACAGUUUUGGCCACUAUCUUUGCGCUCCGCGACACGUAAGGUGAUCCAAAACUGUAUUACGUGUUUCAAAGCCAAACCACGCCAUUCCGAAGCGAUUAUGGGCUCCUUGCCCGCGGGCCACGUUACAGUGUCCAAACCAUUUGCACAUUGCGGGGUGGACUAUGCUGGUCCGGUUUCAAUUAAAGAGGGCAAAAGACGAAACGCGAAGUAUUCUAAGGCCUACGUAGCCAUCUUUGUUUGUUUCGCAACAAGAGCAGUGCACAUAGAGCUUGUCAGCGACUUAACGUCCGACGCUUUCAUCGCGGCGUUUAAACGAUUCAUAUCGCGUAGAGGGAAAUCCUCUAAAAUGUACUCAGACAAUGGAACCACAUUUGUAGGCGCCCGUAACCAAAACAAAGAAUUGUACGAUUUCUAUCAUAGUCAGCGAGCGAAUUCAGAUAUACAACGAUUUAUGCAUGAACAAUCCAUUUCGUGGAGCUUCAUUCCGCCAAACGCGCCACACGUUGGUGGUUUAUGGGAGGCCGCCGUCAAAUCGGCAAAGUACCACUUGACUCGCAUUAUGGGGCGGGCGCAUUUGACUUUCGAGGAGCUGCAGACGGCACUCUGCGAAAUCGAAGCAGUACUCAAUUCGCGGCCGAUUACACAGCUAAGCACCGAUCCCAAUGAUUUAGAAUAUCUUACAUCAGGUCAUUUUUUAAUUGGCGAGCCACUAAACAGUUUUCCUUGCAGGGAUUGGAUGUUGGGACGUGUCCAGCAAAUUCAUCCGGGCGCAAACAGCGUUGCCCGAACUGCCACGGUGAAGACCGUCAAUGGCUCCUUUGUGAGACCACUGUCUAAACUUGCUAUAUUACUGUUAGAAUUACAGGACUCACAUCCCAGCUGCGACACGAUCGAUAGUUCGUAA